GAGCACAACGAUGAAGGGGUUGCGGCCUUUUCUUUUAGCUGCUUCUCCCCUAUAGCACGUCGUGACACACUCUCUGCUGACGAACACAUCCACCUAUCUAUCUGUGUAUAACAGCCUGACACACUGCAGUCGAUGCAGUAGGCUGAGACCUUUCUAGCAAACGUUGAAACACACACACACACACACACGCAAGACGCGAAACACAAACAUCAGUAAUAUCUCGUUUUUGUUUGUGUAUUUGACUUCAAGAAUGUCAUCGGACAGCGACGACGAGGAUAGCCCGAUGCUGCGGCAGGCACACGCCAGCGUGGAUUGGAGCCGCGUCAACCACAAGCUGGCGAACCUGCCCACACUCGAGAAGCUCCUGCGCGAAAAGAACCCGAACGCGCACUCGCCGCAGGCGGUCGAGGAGGCGUCGCACUUUGUGCGUGAUUUGAUCGCCAUGAACCCGCAGUCGGACACCGACGUGGAGAGGGCACAGCGAAGACUCCAGAAGAAGUACCACAAGGUGUUUAAGAAGUCGCUGCUGCUUGCCGGGUACAAGCAUCUCGUUUACACCGCCGCCGCCCUUGCAGCGGAUGAGGCAACCAGCGACCAGACCUCCAGCCCCGUGUUGAAGGAUAUGGAGGACACGGUGACGACUGCCUCUCUCGGCCCCUCUCCCUCCUCUCCCUCCCCCUCCGCUGCCACCGCUACACCUCCUAGCAGUCCGACAAGCCUCGCCGCGCUCGUCUGCCCAGUGCUGGAGCGCUACCUCGUCUCCAAGGCUCCCCGCAGUCAGUCGGGUGUGCUGGUGGUCACCGUCUUCACCUCGCCCUACCCGGAUGGGCAAACCUUUAGCUGCCAGUGGAACUGCUACUACUGCCCGAAUGAGCCCGGGCAGCCGCGCAGCUACCUGUUGAAUGAGCCGGGGGUGCGCCGUGCGAACCGCCUGGAGUUCGACCCGUGUCGUCAGUUUGAGGAUCGGGUGCACUCCCUGAUGGCGAUCGGCCACCCGGCGGACAAGGUGGAGCUGCUCGUGCUGGGCGGCACGUGGGAGAGCUACCCCUUUGCGUACCGCGAGCGCUUUAUACGCGACCUCUUCUACGCUGCGAACAUUCUCUUCGACCCCCCGCUCGUCCCGCGGCGGCCCCCGCUCGACAUGCUGCAGGAGCAGCUGAUGAACGAGUCGGCGCGGUGCAAGAUCAUCGGCGUGACGCUCGAGACGCGGCCCGACACGAUCAACUCCGCGAUGCUCGUGGAGCUGCGCCGCUUUGGGUGUACCCGCGUGCAGCUCGGUAUUCAGCACACCGACGACGGUAUCUUAACGUUGGUGAACCGCCAGUCAACGCGCGAGGACGCGGCGAGUGCGAUAAAGCUGCUGAAGGACAGCUGCUUCAAGGUGGAUAUCCACCUCAUGCCGGACCUGCCUGGUGCGAGCCCGGACAUCGACAAGGCGAUGUUCGAUGACGUGCUGAACUCCCCGUACUUGCAGGCGGAUCAGUGGAAGAUUUACCCCUGCCAAACCACCCCCUUCUCCGUCAUUGAGCAGUGGUUUAAGGAGGGCAAGUACCACCCCUACGGGCUCGAGAGUUUGAUCGACGUGCUGCUCUACGCAAAGGUACGCGUGCACCCGUGGAUCCGCAUCAACCGCGUCAUACGCGAUAUCCCAGUCGACUACGUGCUGGCGGGGGUGGAGGUGACAAAUCUGCGGCAGCUGCUGGCGGCGAAGCUGAAGGAACGCGGCGAGCGGUGCCGCUGCAUCCGCUGCCGCGAGGUGAAAGGAGACAAGCACGUGAGCGAAAAGUUGAAGUGUGCGGUGGUAAGGGAGCGCACGUACGAGGCGAGCGAGGGCACGGAGGUGUUCCUCUCCGUCGAGGCCCCGACAGAGGACGAGACGGUUUUUGGCUUCUUGCGCCUGCGACUGCACAUCCGCCACUGGGACACCCCGUUUGCCGAGCUGAGCACGUGUGCGCUGAUCCGCGAGCUGCACGUGUACGGGCACUUGCUGCCGGCCUACACCGCCACAAAUGGGAGCUGCGAUGCUGUCACCACUGCUGCUGCCCCAGCUGCGCAGCACACCGGCAUUGGCCGGCGCCUGCUGGAGCGCGCAGAGGCCAUCGCGACGGCGGCGGGCUACGCGAACAUCGCCGUCAUCAGCGGUGUCGGCGUGCGAGGUUACUACAGGCGUCACGGCUACCGUUUGAUGGCGGCGCAUCGUGGAGGUUUUCUCAUCAAGUCGUUGCCCGGAGAGAACGGCACGGCUGCUGCGUCCCUUUCUUCUCCUGUCUCAGCAACGUCGGCGUCACCGACGGCGUCAACGUUUUCGCUUUCGCGCGACGCUGACUUAAUUCACCGCCUCACUCUUAAGAGAAACGAUGCUCAGAGGGUCGGCGCCUCAUUGACCAUGGCGGCCACAGUGGCACGUGCGGGCGUGGCGCUGCGCACACACGCGCUGGAUCUGUACUGCCAGGUGCGCCGCCGUGCCGUGACGUGGUGGGCAGGGCGAAAGCGGAGUCGCGGGGAGGACGCGAGCAGUGUCGAGGAAGGGUGA
Messenger RNA from Leptomonas pyrrhocoris, 2533 nucleotides. Its product is annotated as putative Elongator-like Protein 3a. The transcript has a single exon. Gene Ontology annotation, biological process: tRNA wobble base 5-methoxycarbonylmethyl-2-thiouridinylation. Gene Ontology annotation, molecular function: catalytic activity; iron-sulfur cluster binding. Gene Ontology annotation, cellular component: elongator holoenzyme complex; cytoplasm; nucleus. The record is from RefSeq and is a predicted model, not a curated record. Lineage: Eukaryota; Euglenozoa; Kinetoplastea; Trypanosomatida; Trypanosomatidae. Bases 251 to 2533 code for a protein of 760 amino acids.